Messenger RNA from Ornithorhynchus anatinus (platypus), 1841 nucleotides. Its product is annotated as vomeronasal 1 receptor ornAnaV1R3128. Bases 527 to 1516 code for a protein of 329 amino acids. The record is from RefSeq and is a predicted model, not a curated record. Gene Ontology annotation, cellular component: membrane. NCBI's taxonomy places the organism in Eukaryota, Metazoa, Chordata, Mammalia, Monotremata, Ornithorhynchidae. Gene Ontology annotation, biological process: G protein-coupled receptor signaling pathway. The transcript is spliced from 4 exons. Gene Ontology annotation, molecular function: pheromone receptor activity.
CCCAUCUUAGAGUGGAGGGGAGGAUGAGAAGGAGCCGGGAGCACCCCCAAAAUACCAAAGCGUUGGGGAAACACGGGGCGUUCGGGUCAACCCCACGCUCUGAUAGGUUUCCUGCAGCGGCAAAGCCUUCAGGAGCCGCUGUGGGCUGUACUUCGGGACUGGGGGACACGCUGCGACACUUGGUGUGGAGGGGGCAGGGGUUGGGAAGCAGACUCCCGUCCCGGGCCUCCGGAGCCGGUCAGACGGCGGAGCCGGGCCUCGGGACUGGACAUGCUAGUAAUUGCUAUGUAAAGCACCUCUAACAUGGACCAUCUUUGGGAAAUUUGCCAAACAUGAAGAUCCCUGUCCUUAAAAGACAGAUUGGCUCCAUGUCAGUCCCCGAGAGAGAGGAGAGACAAGAAAGAUGCCUAGCUGAUAAAUGCUGCUUCAACCUUGUUCUGCCAAAGACUGCCUGAUUGUGAGCUGCCCUCCCAGCCAGCAGAAGUGAUGAGGACAGAAGACUUCCUCUGAAUUGGACUGAGGAUCCAUGUUAAUGGACCCCAGUGAGAUCUCCUUGGUGAUUGUGAUUCUCCUGCAGAUUGGCAUUGGGAUCUUAGUGAAUGGAUUCCUCCUCCUGUUUUAUAUCUACACGGUGUCUGCCAACCACAAGCUCAGCUCUUCAGACAUGAUCCAUGCCCAUUUGGUCUUGGCUAACACCACAAUCCUUCUCACUUAUGGAAUUCCAGAGACUAUGUCAACUUGGGGACUGAAAAAUUUUCUGGGUGACAUAGGAUGUAAAAUUCUCAUUUACCUUUACCGUGUAGCCCGGAGUCUAUCCAUCUGUACCACUUGUCUCCUGAGUGUCUUCCAAGCUGUCACUAUAAGCCCCAGCACUUCCCAGUGGGCAAGACUUAAAAUUCAGUUACCUAAGUACAUCCCACCCUCCUGUAUUUUCCUGUGGAUCCUCGGUUUCCUGAUUGAUGUAAGCACACUGCUGCUUGUAAGAGGUCCCCAAAACAGCACCAGAGUUCUAUUCAUGUACGAUCUUAAAUAUUGCUCAGUAGUUUCUCUCAGUGCAGAAACUGCCCUGGCAAUUGCAGUUAUUCUCUCUAUCCGGGAUUUGUUCUUCGUGGGGAUCAUGAUUGGGGCCAGUGGCUACAUGGUGUUUGUCCUGCACAGACACCACCAGCGAGUCCAGCACCUUCAUGGACCCAGUCACUCCCCCAGAGUGAUGCCUGAGAUCAGAGCAGCCAAGAGAGUCAUUGCCCUGGUAGCUCCUUAUGUCCUCCUAUAUGGGCGACAGUCCAUCAUGUUGAGUAUUUUACUUAACAGGAAAGAAAAUUCUCCUCUGCUAGUGAAGAGCCAUGUGGUUUGGUCACCAACCUUCUCAGCCAUCAGUCCAUUCCUGGUGAUUCACAGUGACAGGAGAAUAAGAACAUUAUGGAAAAAGCAAUCUCCUAUUUUCAACAUGUAUCCUUCAGAAGAUCCCAAGGAAGUUGCCUGUGCUCCCACAGUUCUUCCUUGUGUCCCAAAGUGAGUGGGUCAGGGAUCUGCAAAGUGGAAAUAUAAGGAGCUCCCAUAUGGUCAGAGACUGAACUCCCUGAAGGAGCUAGUCCUCAAGCCUAGAGGAAUGGUGGUGUGCCGACCUCUGCAUUUCAUUAGUACAUCCCAAUGCUAGGUCACCCAGGAAAGGGAUUUGAGCUUGAUCCUGUUCCUUAAAAAAUAGCUCCAUACCUGAGAAUUGUCAGAUUUAUCAGCCAAAAGACACUCCGAGUCAUAAAAUGGCCCAAAGAUUUGAAAUGAAAAACUGAGAGAAUUUACUGAAAAUGAGAGGGAGAAAGAAGAAUGAAGUGUGGGGGGGG